UCACGACCUGCCAUCGUUUGCCAAUAUUUUUAUAACAUUUUUACAAGUGCUGACGAAUUCUGCUGUAAUGAAAACAUCAACAUUCCAUUUUUUACGUUUUAAAAUACUAGGAAUUCGCUAUCAUUAAAUCAACAUUGGCCAGCUCUGCACGAGUGCGGGAUUUUCCGAUUUUUGGUGAGGAAUAUGGCACACCUUUGAAGCUGCGAUGAUUCCGAACAACAUUUUGGUCAACGUGGAGGAAAACAUUCGCAGCAAAGUCAGCUGGCGGAAUUUGGCUCCCGAAUUGCGGAAGGCUUUGAGCGAUAAUGAGAAGCGGUACGAAAAGCUUAUUCUUGAGUACAGCCUCAAGAACCAGCUGCGAUAUCGAGGCAAUUUAGUGUAUAACACGUUUGGGCAUGAAAAACUUUACUAUGAGAAAUUGAUUGAGGAGAAUAUUCGGGCGCUGCAUCUUUUUCCGUAUCAUCUGGCAGAUAUCGUGACCAAGGGCCUUCGGUUAACUCCUUUUAAUUAUUACACGGAUAUGCUAGUGUUUCUGCUGAACAACGAUAAGAACUACGAUUCGCUACCAAAUUUCACCGCAGCGGAUUGCCUACGGGUGGUUGGUGUUGGUCGCAAUGAGUAUCUGUCUAUUUCAAGCGACCUAAAGACCGGAUCGCCGAAGCUCUUUUUCAAGCGUAAUCCGUACUACCUGCUGCCAAAAUUUCCUCGUCGGAUCGUGAUCGAACCGUGGUGGAAGGUCGAAGUUGGUUAUGUGCUGGAAAGUGAUGUACAGUCUUUGAGCGCAGAAGAACUGGCCGUGAUUGAUCAGUUGAUUGAUUAUGGCGCGCAGACGGCCGGAGCGCUGCUGUAUGAGGUCGUGCACAGUUUGUACCGACGAGGUUUGAUUUAUCUCGAUGUGCCAAUUAGUGGUGAGGACAAGAUUAGCAUCCCGCCGUUGCAGAAUUUUGUGAUGAACCGGGUAUGUGGGGAUUAUUUCGAGAACUUACUGUACAACGUGUUUGUAACUGUUGAUGAGCAGUCGACUAUUGCGGAGCUUUCGCAAAUUCUUCAAGUACCAUUGGACACGGUAAAGCAAGCGACCUCACUCUUCUGUCGACUGAACUUCGCCCGUCGCAAACAGACCAAUUUUGUGAACAACGUUGAAUCGAACGAGAGCUGGAAAAAUGCGAAACGUGAUCUGGCACAGCAGCAGCAGCAACAUGCCGGUAGUACAAUUUUCAACUACCAUUCGCUUUUGCUUAGCCAAGAUUCGAUCGACAGCGAGCAGAGUGAUCGACCGGAUGAUUUCACCAUCGGCUCGCUGGACAGUCCAAGUCCGGCAGAUGACAGUCCGGUGGACCUGUCCACCUAUUCGGAUGUGAAAGCAGACGAUGCUCGAACGGCGACGGACGCUAAACGUGUCGGAUUUAUUUUUGAUUCGACGCUGACCGCAUUUCUUAUGAUGGGAAACCUUUCGCCGGGGCUAAAAACACACGCCGUCACCCUGUUCGAGGUCGGUAAGCUAUGCGACGAAGGGAUGAACGAUUUUCUUCGCGAGUUGGAGAAGGUUUCCAUCCUGGAUGCCGACGGAGAAGGUGAAGUUAGCCGCUACUUUCACCAUGCCAUAAUUUUACGAUCGACGAUCGUUGCACUGAAAAACGUCCUCAAUACAGAGUUAGAUUUGUUUCGCUUGGAGAGUCUGGAAGCGCUAGAUUUAAAGACUAGAACUCGUCUGCUAGAGAAGAAGUACAAAUUUCUGAUUGCCGCUGCACCACUGUCCGGUGUUCUGUCCACGCCAUUUACCAUUCCGUUCUUUGGUCAAUUCUACCGAACUUCGGCCAACUCUCAUAUUUGGACGAAACUUUUCUACUACCACAUGGGGGGCUAUGGGCCGCCUAGUUUGCUGCUCACCAAGGGAGCUGUCCUCACUCAUUUGCCUCGGUUGUUUCUCGGUUACGGGAAACUGCUCAUCACAAUCGUCCACACCGAAUCGUUUGUACUGAACUCGGAGAAGUUCGCCACGCUGAACGAACACCUGAAGAAUGGUUGCGUUCUGAUCCAGGGCUACGGGAUUAAACAGCCAGCUGAGACUCACUACGAAGUGUUCCCUUUUACUGAUUCACUUGAUGAUGGAGGACUCAGCAGAUGGAGUCAGCAUUCGGCGGUGCGGCGACUUGCUAAGGUGCUAGAUUUGCAGCGUAGCUUCGGUUAUCUGACGUUUAUUAGGACGGGUGUUCCGGAUUAUGGUUGCGAAAACUACGACGAGAAUGUUUGCUUGCUCCGAGAAAAAUCUAAAACUGACAAAGAGAGCAGCACCCAGACGGGAUUGAGGAAAGAUCAAACGAAACCGAAACCGGUUCGAUCGGAUACAAUCGGUUCGAUCACAUCAAUCGAAAGUGACGACGCUAGUUUGGUUGAGGACAUCCGACGAAUUCGUGAUAAUUCCGUUACGGAGGAGGUCUUAGUGGAAAUCGAGCAACGGGGUGAGAUCAGCCAGGAGUUGGUGCUAGAACUUGCAGAUGCUAGUCGGAAUGCGGAUUCCGAUACGGAAAUGCAGAGACGUCCUUCGGUCAACAAUAUGGAGGAAUGGACAUUGCUAGAUAUUCACUUUGGGAUCCCACUGUUUGAUGUCGAUUGCAACACUUCCAUUUGCCAAAAUAUUAUUAAAAAGCUUUGUUCGGAAGAGAACAUUUCAAACAUACUGGAAGUGAACUCGAAAAUGGAGCACAGAUACCUGAAGUUCAUCUCCCAAUGUUUGUACUUCCAGGACGAAAGUAUGGAGCUUGUGAAACCAGGCAAAUUCGUUCCAAAGCCACGGAUCAAUUUAGCCUUUGAGAAUGGAAAAAUCAUCAGCUGGAAUGGCAAGUGAAGAACGACGCUGCACGAAUGCACAGAAACACCAAAAGAAUUAAACACCCAAAACACCAAAUCAAAAACUAUCCCCUUUCCGGAGAAGCGAGGCGGAGAGCAGUUCCAAACAACAAAAAAAACAUUCAGUUCAAAUUCGAAAGCAUUCCAGCGUUUAGCGAGAAGAAUUUAGUUUUAAAGCCUUCAUCUAUUAAUAGCUUCGUUUAGCACGUAAAAUGUUGGCCUUCGUUUGUAUACGAAGCGAAUAGCUGUCUCCUCCCGAAGGAGCUUGGCCGGUGGUGGGUAGCGUGUCCGUACUAAACAAUACAGAGUCUAAUUUUAUCAAUUCGUGAUGCAUCAGAUACGAGUCAAAUCUUACCCUAGUGAGUUGUAUGUAAGGACGUAAAUAUAUGUAUUUCACUGCGAAAA
Molecule: messenger RNA, 3255 nt
Organism: Topomyia yanbarensis
Lineage: Eukaryota; Metazoa; Arthropoda; Insecta; Diptera; Culicidae
Product: protein FAM91A1
Exons: 10
Coding region: 206-2848 (880 amino acids)
Source: RefSeq, a predicted model, not a curated record